Nyctereutes procyonoides (raccoon dog) is the source of this 660-nucleotide messenger RNA. Its product is annotated as prolyl-tRNA synthetase associated domain-containing protein 1. Lineage: Eukaryota; Metazoa; Chordata; Mammalia; Carnivora; Canidae. The transcript has 2 exons. The record is from RefSeq and is a predicted model, not a curated record. Bases 53 to 571 code for a protein of 172 amino acids. Gene Ontology annotation, molecular function: aminoacyl-tRNA deacylase activity.
CCCGCCCACCCGGCCGCUGCCCCGCUCAGUCUGCGCGGGCCACGGCGGCGGCAUGGCUGGCGCGGACUUGCGGGCGGCGCUGGAGCAGCGGCUCGGCGCCCUGGCCAUCCGUACGGAGGUCGUGGAGCACCCGGAGGUGUUUACAGUUGAAGAAAUGAUGCCUCAUAUCCAGCAUUUGAAAGGAGCACAUAGUAAGAACUUAUUUCUUAAAGACAAGAAGAAAAAAGGCUAUUGGCUGGUGACUGUUCUUCAUGAUAGACAAAUUAAUUUAAAUGAUCUUGCCAAGCAGUUAGGUGUUGGGAGUGGAAAUCUUCGGUUUGCUGAUGAAACAGCCAUGCUAGACAAACUGAAAGUUGGCCAAGGCUGUGCCACACCUUUGGCACUCUUCUGUGAUGAUGGAGAUGUGAAAUUUGUUCUGGAUUCAGCUUUUUUGGAAGGUGGACACGAAAAGGUGUACUUUCAUCCAAUGACCAAUUCUGCAACCAUGGGAUUGAGCCCUGAAGACUUUCUCACAUUUGUGAAAAAGACAGGACAUGAUCCCAUAAUACUACGUUUUGAUGAAAACAACUAAUUGGGCUGAAAUUUAGGAUACAUUCAUUUCUGAAAGUGAUUUUCUUACUCGCAAUUUUUAAAAAGCAUUAAAAGUGAUAAUAUUUAGUA